AUGGUUUUCUUUACCUCUUGCUUUCUCCUCCUUCAUUCGUUUGCUUGCUCCGCUCACCCACACUACUCAACAUACACUCACCUACUUCCCCAACCGAACUCUCCACCUGCUUCACUCGUUGCUUCCUUUCAUCUAGCUCUCAUCUGGUUUGUCUGUACACUUUGUGUAUCAUACUUCGUAUAUUCAAUUCAUUUCUUCUUUCCGGUCUUCCUUGCCGGUAAAACUGCCGUUUCGAUUAUUACAAUUUCACAGAUCUUUCAACACUACCCCCCACCGUCCCCCGACACUCCCAUCGCUCCCCACCAUUUCCUAUAUCGUCUUACGCCUGCCCUUGCAAGCCACACCCCGCAAGGCUUGACAUUUUGAGGUAUCGCUGCCCUGGACGGAAUGCUAGAUGCACCCCGGGCCCGUCCGGGGCUCAUGGCGGUCCCCCCACCGGGCAGACAGCAGAGAAGCGAAGCCUGUCGCAAUGUGCGCCCCCUGCAGAGACCGACCAGCUCACAAUCUCCCUUUUUUUUUUCAGCUCGAUACAAAGUUACUGUACCGCGGACACCCCUCCUAUGAGAUUGCAACCACAACUCCCACCAAUUUGCUCCGCCAUUUGAGCUUGAUAUCCUCUCCAUUGCGCUCGUGUCCAUUGCUACAUUUACAGUGAGCCACCUGCUCACUGUGAGUGCAAACUGAUACAGCACCCUCAGACCCAACAGCAUACUUACUGGGACGAUGUCCCAUGGUUCAGCUAUGUUGGGGUAUCAAAGUUUAGCUGCUCUGAAUGCGAUCUUUGGAUACAGUUAGUCAACAAACUGGACCAGCGACAGUAUUACACAAAAGGCUCCCACGGCAAGUGGUAUUGGCCGUCGGGGAUACCCGCCGUAACAGAGCAGAGGCUAGAGAAUAUUCUAGUAAAAGGACUUGUGCAGAACCACGCCACACACUUGUGGGCGAGGGGACUGCUGGGGCUAGACUCAGGCCCUAGUUAGUGAUGGGG
This is a messenger RNA of Tuber melanosporum (Perigord truffle), 988 nucleotides long. RefSeq lists its product as uncharacterized. The transcript has a single exon. Lineage: Eukaryota; Fungi; Ascomycota; Pezizomycetes; Pezizales; Tuberaceae. The record is from RefSeq and is a predicted model, not a curated record. Bases 1 to 366 code for a protein of 121 amino acids.